AUGGUACACAGGCCGAAGGCACGUCCAGAACAUCAAAAUCUUGCCCAGCUUUCUGAAGCAGUCAUGGAAAACCGUAUUCGCUUCUUUGGUCACGUUACGACGAUACCGUCAGGUCAUUUUGUCCAAGUUGUCCUGAGAAUGCUUCCAGAUCCUAACUGGAAAAGACCUCCUGGUCGUAGAAGAAAGCUCUGGACGAAGGUGAUGAAGGAGGAUUUCAGGACACCUGGCGUUGACAAGCAGUUUAGUCGAGACGUAAGGUCCCGCCGCCUAGGGGAUAGCGACGGAUGGAUAAAUUCUAUACGAACUCUAGGUGAAGAUCAAGCAGGAUAG
This is a messenger RNA of Necator americanus (New World hookworm), 330 nucleotides long. RefSeq lists its product as uncharacterized. The record is from RefSeq and is a predicted model, not a curated record. NCBI's taxonomy places the organism in Eukaryota, Metazoa, Nematoda, Chromadorea, Rhabditida, Ancylostomatidae. The transcript has a single exon. The coding region runs from base 1 to 330 and encodes 109 amino acids.